ACGUUUCAGUAUUGCCCUUGACACAGCCAAGAGCAGUCACGUCAAACGUAGCUACGUAAUUUAUCAGUAAAAUGCAAGAAUUCUCCGCAACCGAACACCAGCACGUCCGCUACAACCCUCUCAAGGAUGAGUGGGUGCUAGUGUCCCCUCACCGUUGUCUGCGACCCUGGAGCGGCCAGACCGAGGCCGCGCCAGAGGACCAGCCCCCAGACCCCCUGAACCCCCUGCUACCAGGCGCUGUGAGGUCUAAUGGACAGCAAAACCCCCCGUACACAUCGACCUAUGUGUUUCCUAACGACUUCCCCGCUCUUCUGGAGAAAGUCCCGGAGCCCCCGCCAUCAGAACACCCGCUGUUCAGGUCCUCAGCUGCUAAGGGAACUUGCAGGGUGAUGUGUUUUCAUCCAGACUCCACAAUGACAAUUCCGUUAAUGACGAUUGACGAAAUUCUUGCUGUUAUCAAUGAAUGGGUCAACCAACUACAAGAGCUUGGCCGUCGUUACACCUGGGUCCAGAUCUUCGAAAAUAAGGGUGCUAUCAUGGGUUGUUCUAACCCUCACCCACAUUGUCAGAUCUGGGCGUCCAGCUUCCUGCCUAAUGAGCCGCGGGUUAAGGAAAGGUGUCAAAAAGAAUAUUACAUUAAGUUUAAGCGAUCUAUGCUUGGCGAUUAUUUGAAAGAAGAACUACAAAAGAAGGAACGUAUCGUCGUCAAAAACGAUGAAUGGGUAGCCUUAGUUCCCUACUGGGCUGUUUGGCCGUUUGAAACAAUGCUAUUGCCUAUUAAUGGCCGACCUCAGAGAAUGACAGAUUUGAAUGAACCACAAAAAAGGGCGCUGGCAGAAAUUAUGAAACAGUUGAAUAUUAAAUACGACAAUUUGUUCAAAUGCAGCUUUCCUUAUAGUAUGGGUUUCCAUGGUGCACCAACAGGAGCGUCUAAAGCCCCCGGCGACUCGCCUCAUUGGUUACUCCACGCGAUCUAUUUGCCGCCAUUACUGCGAUCGGCAACUGUCAAGAAAUUCAUGGUCGGAUACGAAAUGCUAGCUCAAUCACAACGGGAUCUAACUCCAGAGCAAGCCGCGCAGAGGUUGAGGGAGUGUGACGAUGUGCAUUAUAAAAAUAAAAAGUAAUUUUGUUUAGUUGGAGUUUGUGCCUUAUAAGAGGCUGAAUACGCCUCAGAAACAUAUGUAAUUAUAGAGAUUUGUUAAACGUCUUUUAUACUUAUGAAAAUAUAAAGGGAAACUAGUCAUUAAGGAGUCAUUUUUUAAUAAUGUUUGAUAUUUAUAUAAUCUU
Messenger RNA from Trichoplusia ni (cabbage looper), 1287 nucleotides. It is a transcript of the gene Galt, whose product is annotated as probable galactose-1-phosphate uridylyltransferase. NCBI's taxonomy places the organism in Eukaryota, Metazoa, Arthropoda, Insecta, Lepidoptera, Noctuidae. Bases 72 to 1124 code for a protein of 350 amino acids. Gene Ontology annotation, cellular component: cytoplasm. The transcript has 8 exons. The record is from RefSeq and is a predicted model, not a curated record. Gene Ontology annotation, biological process: beta-D-galactose catabolic process via UDP-galactose, Leloir pathway. Gene Ontology annotation, molecular function: UDP-glucose:hexose-1-phosphate uridylyltransferase activity; zinc ion binding.